GGUCGGAGCUCCUGCAGCAUUUCUCUGCCUCCAAUUGCAAGACGCCAUUAACAUUUUGUAACAUACAGUCAAAGAAUGCUUCGGACACUGAGAUAUUUUCGAGGAUGCAAUCCGAGGUUACGGUUACUGCGGCAACUCUAUACGAUGCAUGGCCAUCGUUGCUAUCCCAACAGUAAACAGGGUAGAGAUGACGAAGGUCACGGGGCAAGGAAACACUAUAGAGAUGACAAAGGGAAUAUAUUUUUCUACAAGAGCAGAGGCCAACACAUUCUCACCAAUCCUCGAAUUCUUGACACCAUUGUUCGAAAAUCUGCAAUAAAGCCCACUGACACAGUGCUCGAGAUCGGACCUGGAACAGGCAAUCUCACUCUGAAGCUUCUAGAGGCCGCCCAGAAAGUUGUGGCCAUCGAAAUCGACGAGCGCAUGGUGGAGGUUCUCGACCAGCGAGUGGCCGAGCGCGGCUUCAGUGACAGGCUCUUGGUCAUACGCAAGGAUGCAUUGAGAACCGAAUUUCCGCAAUUUGAUCUUGUGGUAGCGAACAUUCCCUAUGGAAUAUCUUCACCUCUAGUGAUUAAAUUAGUGUAUGGGAAUACCCGCUUUCGGAGCGCCACUCUUCUGCUUCAGAAAGAGUUCGCUCGAAGAUUAUUGGCUAAUCCCGGUGACUCUGAAUUUAACCGCUUGGCCGUCAAUGUUAAAUUGGUGGCUGACGUGGAGUUCAUAAUGGAUGUCAGCAAGAGGGACUUCCUUCCGUGCCCAAAAGUUGACUCCUCUGUGGUUAUAAUCCGUCCAAAAGCUGAAGUUCUUGAUGUGGAUAUCAGUGAGUGGAGGGCUUUCACAAGAACUUGUUUCAAUAAAAAGAACAAGACACUGGGGGCGACAUUUAAGCAGAAAAGGAAAAUAAUGGAGUUAUUGAGACUGUCGAACAUUACAGGCCUCAGCAAUGAAAAAUUUGCCCAUUCCAUUGAAGGUGAUUGCAGCAGUGAAACUGGAGACGAAGCAGAGUGUCAUUAUUCCCAUUCCUCAGAGGGAACGAGUUUGUUGAAGGAGAGGAUUGCCGGAGUACUUCAAACGGGAGGCUUCGAAGACAAGAGGCCUUCGAAAUUGUCUCUUGAGGAAUUCGUUCAUUUGCUUUCGUUGUUUAAUCGAGCAGGCAUAUUUUUCCAUGACCGCGAAAAUCUGAGGAAUGAGGAUAGUUUGGCUGCGGAUGUUGACUAGUGUCUACUGCAUUCUCCACGCGAUAUGCGUAGCAGGAUUCAAAAUCUUGAUGAGCGUCAUCACCUAUGUUUCCGAACAAGAACAAUAUUGCGGGCAGAACAAUCAAGAAUGCAAGUCUGUCAAAAAAGGUUAUGUGGUUGCACGUUCAUUAGUAUUAGAAGACGCGAUAAAUUAAAAGACGCACGUGGGGUAUUGGGUUCUCCUUGGUGUUUCUCUGCUGGCUGAAAUCCGAAGCUUCAUAUCUAAAACCGGAUGAAUACAUUUUGUUCUUCAAGUUCGGUCUUUUGAGAUGCAAGGUUGAAAUUUGCAGUUUUCCACAUAUAAUACAGGUUUCGUUUCCGCCGAAAAAUGUUAGAAGCCAUGCCAGAAAGUGGCAGUGAAAUGAAAUUAUUUUUCUUUGAUUUCCCUUGAUACCUGACAUGUAUGAUAUAACUAGAGCUAGUUUAUGUUAAUUGUCGCACCUUUUUUGGCAUGCCAAUGAGCAAUUUCAACAUUAUAUGUAUCCACAUCCUCUCCACAUGAACCAUAUCGUACAUAUGCAGUCAAUAAGCAUUCAGAG
This is a messenger RNA of Neltuma alba, 1774 nucleotides long. Its product is annotated as ribosomal RNA small subunit methyltransferase, mitochondrial. Gene Ontology annotation, molecular function: rRNA (adenine-N6,N6-)-dimethyltransferase activity. The record is from RefSeq and is a predicted model, not a curated record. Bases 76 to 1215 code for a protein of 379 amino acids. Gene Ontology annotation, cellular component: mitochondrion. Gene Ontology annotation, biological process: rRNA methylation. The transcript has 2 exons. Lineage: Eukaryota; Viridiplantae; Streptophyta; Magnoliopsida; Fabales; Fabaceae.